Acromyrmex echinatior (Panamanian leafcutter ant) is the source of this 1642-nucleotide messenger RNA. RefSeq lists its product as uncharacterized. The record is from RefSeq and is a predicted model, not a curated record. NCBI's taxonomy places the organism in Eukaryota, Metazoa, Arthropoda, Insecta, Hymenoptera, Formicidae.
AAAUUUCUGAAAAUAUCAAUACAAAAAAAUAGGCUGCACAUUUCAGCUGAACUUUAUACGUUAUCCUAUCGAUUAUAUUCGGAAUCGAUUUAUUGAUUAGAAUUCUCGAGUGUAUCAAGCAUGAAACUUUUGUUGACUGUUCGGUCGGCAUAGUUACCAUUUGACUCAGGUUUUAUUCGAGCCAUGUGAGUCACAUUUUGUUUCAUCGCGCAGUCAUCACUGGAAACUUCACAUUCCUUGCUGAUCUCACUCUGUCUCCUUCGAUAAUCAUCUCGCUAUGGCGAAGCAGAAUAAAACAAACACCAUCUGCGAAUGUCGAUAUGCUCUUGAAGAAGAUCCGCAAGAGACGAAAGACAAUAACAUCCCGAAUAUUCACGAGAUCGAUGAGGCAGAGAGCGAGACCGAAGAAAUGAUAGCUUUAGACCAGUUAGGUCUUUUUGUUUCGGAUGAAGGUGAUGAAGUUGUGAAGACUAAGGAUAUAUCAGACAACGAAUCCGUGUAUAUAGACGAGUCUUUCUGCUCCGACGAGUCCUGCGAUGAAGUUACAAAUGUCACGUCAGGAUCGCUGAAUACUUCGUCUCUGAUUCAUGUCACUGAUCUCCCGCUCAGCCAGAGUUCGAAGGAAAUUGGAGUUAGUGAGUCAAGCUGGAAAGACAAUUGCCAGGAUGAGUCUUAUUUGUCCAGUGAUGAAUUGCUUCGCGCUACCACAGCAGAUAGAGAUAGGUUUACCAAGUCAAGGAAGUGCAGACGGUGGAACAUGAGCUUCACCGACGAGGAAAUGCGUAAGAUCGAGCGGGAGAAUGAGCUACUGCUGAGGAAGAUUAUGGCACAACAGAAACCUCGGCACAAAAUCCUUGGCGAGGAUACCAUUCAAUCUAGGACUAGUAGUUCCGCGAUAAAUAGGAAGAAGUUGCAAAAGAAGAUAGAAAAUGAUAACAUGCUACUCCUCAGAAGGAUACAACAGGCGAAAUCUUGCGUUUUCGCAAAUACAUCGAAAAUAGGUUGUAGAUUGACCUUUUUGUAGAAUUUUUAUAAUGUUGAAAAGGAUUUUGUUUCUCGUUAUGAAACAAAAUCAACCACAUCAGCGGACUAAGAUAAUCAACUGCUACUGUAAAGAAAAAAUUGGAGUAUAAAUCAAGAAGUUAGGCCUUAUUAUUUUUUAGUAUGACUCCUAAGUGGUCGCCGCAGCUCUAUUAGAUCGUGCUGUCAUAAGCGAGAAAUGACAUUGAAAUUUCUUACAUGCCAUUUGUAAAUAAAGAGUUUGAGUGAAACAAGAUAAUGAGAUCGCUUUAAAAUACUUAUAAAAAUGAGCCCAAGCUAUGUCUCUCAUGAUAGUAAAUAAGUGUAAAAGACAAAAGAAGUAAAAAUACGUGUAAGAUUUUAAAUCUGUUUUUAUUUUAUGUGCCUUUUACGACUAUUUACUGAUUCGGGGGAGGAGGAGGGCAGAUAAUUAUGCAAGAAACUUCAACGUCUCAUUUCUUAUGCUCUCACAAUUCAAUAUGAUCACGGAGACUAGUUGGGAGCUUUAAAUAUAAUAUUUAUGUAAAUGUCAGUUUUGAAACAACUUACAAUGAAUUUCGACUCAAUAAAGAAAAAUCCUCUGUAAAGUUCGUACUUUCUCGAAUACAAAACAUUAUGCUUU